UUCGGAUCGGUUCGAUUUUGGUUGGUCAGCGAUGCACUGCCUCUUUUGGCUGUUGUCCCUGUGGACCUUGUGCCUGUUUUGGGCAAGGUCACAGGGCCAACUGAUUCGCAUACCCAUGCAGUUUCAGGCCUCUUUUAUGGCCAGUCGCCAUCAACAGCGUGCCAGUAGAUCGUCCCUUCUGGCCAAGUACAAUGUGGCUGGUGGACAGGAGAUUACGUCAAGGAAUAGUGGAGCCACAGAGACGCUGGACAAUCGGUUAAAUUUGGAGUACGCAGGGCCCAUUAGUAUUGGAUCUCCGGGUCAGCCCUUCAAUAUGCUCUUUGAUACUGGAUCGGCCAAUCUCUGGGUGCCAAGUGCCGAGUGUUCGGCUAAGAAUUUGGCCUGUCAGCACCAUCAUCGCUAUAACUCCAGUGCCUCAAGCAGUUAUGUUCCGGAUGGUCGGAGAUUCGCCAUAGCCUACGGUACUGGAAGUUUGUCGGGGAGACUGGCCCAGGAUACGGUUUCCAUUGGCCAACUGGUGGUGCGAAAUCAAACAUUUGGCAUGGCCGUGCAUGAGCCGGGUUCCACCUUUGUGGAUACCAAUUUCGCCGGGAUCGUUGGAUUGGGCUUUCGAGCGAUAGCUGAGCUGAGGAUAAAGCCAUUGUUCGAGAGCAUGUGUGAUCAGCAUUUGGUGGAUGACUGUGUGUUCUCGUUCUAUCUGAAGCGGAAUGGCAGUGAAAGAAUGGGUGGUGAGCUACUUUUUGGUGGUGUCGAUAAAACCAAAUUCUCGGGAUCCCUAACCUACGUACCCCUAAUCCAUGCGGGUUACUGGCAGUUCCCAUUAGAUGGCAUAGAACUGGGCGGUACAAUAAUCAGCAGGAAUCGUCAGGCCAUUGCCGAUACAGGUACUUCUCUUUUGGCAGCACCUCCCAGGGAAUAUCUGAUAAUUAAUAGUCUGCUUGGCGGAUUGCCCACUUCAAAUAAUGAAUAUCUGCUAAACUGUUCUGAGAUCGAUAAGCUGCCCGAAAUAGUGUUCAUCAUUGGAGGUCAGCGAUUUGGAUUGCAGCCCAGGGAUUACGUAAUGACUGCGGCCAAUGACGAUGGCUCGACAAUUUGUCUGUCCGCUUUUACCUUGAUGGAGGCAGAGUUUUGGAUUCUGGGAGACGUGUUCAUCGGCCGAUAUUACACCGCCUUUGAUGUGGGCCAUAGGCGGAUCGGAUUCGCCCCAGCAGCCUAAACAACAUGUUUUGCUUAGUUGCGUUGCGAAUAGCUAACAAACAUCUGUUCUAUUUAAUGGCAAACUUGAACAUAAAACGUGGCCGAAGGGAAAUCACGAGAGUUGGCAACAGAGAGAGAUGGAAACCAGUUUUGUGGAAAAUAACAGCUGACCGACUCACGUUCAGGUUCGACGAGCCCAUCGAAUUUAUUAUAUCUAUAUUACCUAAGCCAUUCCUUGGCAAGGAAGGUAUAUGUGUCCAAAUAAAAUUGAGAAUAAAAUUCACAACGAUUUCUGGGCUAUUAUCUUAAAUUUAUAACUUGCACGCUUAUAUAUUUUCAUUAUUUUGGAUAAUUGCGUUUUUAUGUUAGUGAGUGCUGGUUCUUUUCAUUUAUUUAAUUUGCUUAGUGUUAACAAAUUAUAAUAUUUUAAUGACUGCGUUCUCUGAAAGUUUCAGUAUUGAAUUAAAUGAAACUAUGAGUAUUCUCCCGGCUAUCAUUUCAAAUCAUCUAUUGUUUUAAAUGGCUACAACAAUGAGCAAACUUCCCUUGAAUCAAGCUAGUAUGUGACGUUUCUUCAUAUAUUGGCAUUGA
Drosophila rhopaloa is the source of this 1788-nucleotide messenger RNA. RefSeq names its product lysosomal aspartic protease. Gene Ontology annotation, molecular function: aspartic-type endopeptidase activity. NCBI's taxonomy places the organism in Eukaryota, Metazoa, Arthropoda, Insecta, Diptera, Drosophilidae. Gene Ontology annotation, cellular component: lysosome. The record is from RefSeq and is a predicted model, not a curated record. The transcript has a single exon. Gene Ontology annotation, biological process: proteolysis; cell death. Bases 32 to 1216 code for a protein of 394 amino acids.